GUUCAGGUUUACAGGAAAUAUGACUUUCAGGAAGUAGACUUUGAGAAUUUUUUUCCCCCCAGCUACAGUAGUAAAUCGAGAGAAAGUGAAGCUUACUUUCAUGAACAAAAGUGUAUGCUAGGUAGCUGCGUCUAUCAUUAUCAAACUAACUUUUUUCGUUGGCCAAAGUCUACUUUUCAGGUAGGACUAAUUUUACAGUCACUACUCACGAGAGAAAGGUGAGAGGUGCUCGCGGUAGUUGUGCUACAUUACAGUAGCAUCGGGGAAGCCUAAUGCCAGCUGUAAUCUUCUAUAAUGAGUGGAAAACAACUAAUCCUGUGUUGUUGUGUGGCUGAGGUCAGGACUAUCUGAGGACCAUGAGUCGCGUUCCCCUGCAGCAGCAGCAGAGCUGUGGCUCCUGGGAGCUGAAGGAACGCCUGGGGACCGGGGGCUUCGGGAAUGUCACCCGAUGGCAGAACAAGGACACAGAGGAGCAGAUAGCCAUUAAGCAGUGUCGUCAGGAGCUGAGUGAGAGGAACAGAGAACGCUGGUGUUUGGAGAUACAGAUCAUGAAGAGACUGGACCAUGUGAAUGUGGUAGCAGCGAGGGAGGUUCCUGAAGGGCUGCAGUCCUCCUUACGCAUCAAUGAUCUACCUCUACUGGCCAUGGAGUACUGUCAGGGAGGUGACCUGAGGAAGUAUCUGAACCUGUUGGAGAACUGCUGUGGAAUGAGGGAGGGUUCCAUCCUUAUUCUGCUACGGGACAUAUCCUCUGCUCUGACCUACCUUCAUAAGAAGAGGAUCAUCCACAGAGAUCUGAAGCCAGAGAACAUCGUCCUCCAGCAGGGAGAGAAGAGAUUGAUCCAUAAGAUCAUAGAUCUGGGCUACGCCAAGGAACUGGACCAGAACAGUCUGUGUACCUCAUUCGUUGGAACACUGCAAUACCUGGCUCCAGAGCUCUUGGAGAGACAGAAGUAUACAGUGACUGUGGAUUAUUGGAGCUUUGGUACAUUGGUGUUUGAGUGCAUCACUGGGUUCCGGCCUUUUCUGCCAACCUGGCAACCCGUGCCCUGGCAUAGUAAGUUGAAGUUGAAGCAGGAUCAUGACAUUGUGGUUUAUGAGGACCUGACAGGGGAGGUGCGCUUCUCUAAACACCUUCCCCAGCCCAACAACCUCAACACUCUGUUGUUGGGCCGUCUAGAAAGCUGGCUGCAGCUGAUGCUGAGGUGGUCUCCCCAGGAGAGAGGCAAGGCAGAUCCCCAGACCACUUCCUCAGACUGCUUCUCUCAGCUAGAGACUAUACUGGAGCUGAAGCUGGUUCACGUAUUGAACAUGGUGUCUGCUAAGAUCUUCACCUACUCUGUCUCAGCCAAUGAGAGCGUGGCUGAUCUGCAGCAGCGAAUCGGGUCUGACACCAACAUCCCUCCAGCCAAUCAAGAGCUACUGUUGGAGGCGGGACUAGCCCUGGAGCCACAGGGAGAGGCGGGGCAGUGUGCCAUCGACUACACUGAGAUAGACGGGAGGAGGACAGACCUUCCCCUGGUGUUCCUGUUUGACCGUUCCUCCUGCACCUACGAGCCCCAGUUCACCCCCCGCACAAUGCCAGAGAACAUACGCUUUGUCCAGACGGAUCCUAAGCACGUGUUGUCUUACAGUCCUCUGAGGAGGACCUGGGGCCAGGCCUGGGACACCAUCCGCACCCUGAAGGAGGACUGGCAGAGGUUACAGCAGGGACAGAAAGCUGCUCUCAUGAGUUUGCUGAGACACAACAGCUCCCUGUCGAAGCAGAAGAAUGAGAUGGUAUCUAUGAACCAGAGGCUGACGGCCAAACUAGACUUCUUCUCUACCAGCCUGCACAUAGACAUGGAUAAAUACCAGGAGCAGAGAGCUACAGGGAUAGCCUCUGAAAAGCUGCUGGGUGUGUGGAGGGAGAUGGAGCAGACUGCAGUCAGCUGUGGCCAGGCAGAGAGGGUGACAGAGCUGGACGAGGAGAUGAUGCUCCUCCAGACAGACAUCGUGGACCUCCAGAGACAACCGUGGAGGAGUGGAGAGGCCCUGGACACACUUGAGGGGAAGGCCAUGGAGUUGUUCCGUAAGCUGAAAGAGAAACCUAGAGACCAGAGGUGUGGGGGGGACAGUCAAGAGGUAGUACGUCUGGUGGUCCAGGCAGUCCAGUUCUACGAGAGGAAACUCAAAGACUUCUACACACACCUCAGUAAGACAGUGGUGUGUCGUCAGCGUGUAAUGGAGCUGCUACCCCGUGUAGAGGGCGUGGUACAGAGAAUGGCUGAGAGUGAACAGGUCCUGAUGAAUCUACAGGAGAGACGGCAGAGGGAACUAUGGAACCUGCUGAAAGUAGCCUGUAGUAAGGUGCGCAGCCCGGUGAGUGGGAGUCCUGUGGAUGGGGGACGCUCUUCCUCCUCUGUUCCCCCUCUACUGACCCCCAGACCCAGCCUACAGCAGCUGGAUGAGUCUCUGUUGGUGAUCGAGGAGAGCAGGACGUUUGAGAGUCGACUACAGAGUCUGAUACAGGAGACCAUCCAGGAGUCUGAAAGUGAUAUGCAGUUGCUGAGAGAGUGGACGUGGCUGAGUGAAGGACAGGACCUUUCCUCUGAUCUUUCCUGACUCUACUGGUUCCCUCGGAGGCAGGGUUUCCCCUAGUUACUGAUACCGGGUCAGAAAUGUCAUGUUAAGGAUUGGAGUUAGACCUGAGGUUAAGGGAUGAUUCUGUCUCAAACUGAUGCCAAACAGAAGAGCCGUCCCAUUCCAGACCCCCUGCUGUGGUCCUCUGCUGCCGCCGUGUGGCGGGAAGACUUACUGCAACAGAUUGCAUCGCACAAUUUGACAUUGACUCUUGGGAGUGCCCCAAAAAUAAUGAAUUGAGCCAACAUUUAUAUUCUCCAGGCUCAUUGGCGUGCCGAUAUUAACAUGUGCAACACCGCUGUAAUCUAUACCCUGGUGUAUUGGAGUCAUCUUCAAUCCGGCUCUAAAGGGUGUAGGUUUGAAUGAGGAAAAUGUUGACCACUGGCAUAGCUGUAUUUAAACCUGGUCCAAUCAAAACCAGUAAUCUCACUGGUUGUCCUCUUUACUAAAGUCCUGGUGGUACUGGUUCUAAAGUCUGGUCUGGCCCCUGGUGAUGAUUCCUAAUCUUUCAAAAAUGUUUUUAUGCUUGCCACAAAAUAUUCUCUGACCAAGGUUUUAGCUGUAACUUUUAUAUUCAGUUACCAGUCUCACAGUUCCCCCCAAAGAAUGUAAAAGAGGCCCCAUUGUGGACUUGCUGUGCCACUAUGUAAAACAUAUAUUUUUACUUGUUAUCAUAUAGGGCCAUUUUUGGGUCUAGAUUGCAGGAAAUGGCAGUUAUGUGUUCUGCCCCCUCCCUCCGGGCCUCCCCGGCAGCACAACGUUAUUAAAAAAUCCUGGGGAGGACCCUGCAUACUGUAACAGUUAGAACUGGGCUUUUGGGGAUUUUUUGGUUUGAAACUGUAUAUUUUCUGAUGCUGGAUCUCUAUGUACAUUACUAAGCCUGAUGUAGAAUAUCCUCUGUGUGUAUAUACACUUAUUUUUAAUUGUUAAUUUUUUAAUAAUUGAUAUUGCAACAUUUACUGCAGUAUAUUAAUUGGUUGGGUUAUUUUACUUAACUGUGGUCUAUUAUGUGUAUCUGGUUGAAUUCAACUUCAACCACCACAGAUCAAUAGGAAUGUUCAACAUAUGGUGACAUGACUUUAAACAAAAUAUGUAUUCAUUUUGAAUACAGGACACUCAGUGUUUGACAAUCUUCUUUAUUCCUUAAAGUCAGUUUGAGGUUUCACCUAUCAACAACCUUCCCUCUUCCAAGCACAGCACAGACACAACAUUACAUAAUGUGGUAGAUAGAAUUAAAAGAUGAAAAGACAAAAAAAUAAACAAACAUGACAGGUUUUGAAAAUACCCACACAUGCAUCUAUCUUCUCAAAACUCAACCACAAGAAGAGAAUUUAGACAAAGAAAAUCAACCAGUUCAUCCACCCACAGAAAGGUGUAUGUAUAUACAUACAUGUGUCUGGGACAGGGGAACAUGACAUUUAAAAAUAAAUUGUUCCUUCAAAACAAGUCCCUACUGGCUUUGAUAUACAAAGUCUGUCAAUCUCAUUCAAGUCAAAAGUAAAUUAAAUACAUGAUCUCAGGCAAAGUGAAAUUAUACCACACAAUAAAACCCUACUAAAAAGGUGCUUACGAUCCCAUCUCGCAAAGAAAAGGAGAAAUGUCUGCUUUUGGGGAGGAAGUGGAACACAAGGUUGACUUGUGACCAUAUAUUACACCACUUUGGACCAGAGCCCCAUAUGAAGUAGUCAUAAGUAGUAUACUAUCUGGUGAAUAGGGUUUGUACUGGUAUUGCUAAGGAGAUGAUAGAGAGAUGGUGAACCAAC
Molecule: messenger RNA, 4384 nt
Organism: Oncorhynchus mykiss (rainbow trout)
Lineage: Eukaryota; Metazoa; Chordata; Actinopteri; Salmoniformes; Salmonidae
Gene: ikbkb
Product: inhibitor of nuclear factor kappa B kinase subunit beta
Biological process (GO): tumor necrosis factor-mediated signaling pathway; peptidyl-serine phosphorylation; positive regulation of transcription by RNA polymerase II
Cellular component (GO): IkappaB kinase complex; cytoplasm
Molecular function (GO): ATP binding; IkappaB kinase activity; protein binding
Source: RefSeq, a predicted model, not a curated record